Molecule: messenger RNA, 2535 nt
Organism: Sporothrix schenckii 1099-18
Lineage: Eukaryota; Fungi; Ascomycota; Sordariomycetes; Ophiostomatales; Ophiostomataceae
Product: DNA-directed RNA polymerase
Exons: 6
Coding region: 1-2535 (844 amino acids)
Biological process (GO): regulation of DNA-templated transcription
Cellular component (GO): RSF complex
Source: RefSeq, a predicted model, not a curated record
AUGGAUUCCCUCCGGAAGCGCCGACAUGACGAUGGGGCGGACCUUCACCCUCCCGAAGUUCUAUCGACGCUUGUCCGCCUUCGUAACAUGUGGCAAUUUGCCAGUCUCUGCCAGUGGUUUUAUAUCUUUGGCGGCGUGGUCAAGCUGGACAAUCUAGACAUAGAUGUUCGUUCUCUGAACCCUGCUCAGUCUAUGGCUCGAUGCUUAAGCCCACACUCGACGGUACUGCAAGAUAUUGGACUUGCUCUCCUCAAAUAUCUUUCGUCUCAUCGUGGCUUGACUGCUGAGCUCUUCGACGAAUACACCAGGCGCCAGUUUGCAACAAAGGCUCCCGAGCUGCCAAAUCCCUUCGGCAACGACGAAGUUCCUGCGAGAUUUGCAAGUUUUAGCAUCUUUCAAAAGAUUCGAAUACUUCACCAAAUGACAUCUUUCGUCAUGAUCAAUGCAGAAAAGCUUCGCGAAAAGAUGGCAGAACAAAAGGAUGCCGACCAAGACCAGACAACUUGGUUCGACAUGAAGCCCGGAGGUGGAAAAGAGAUUGCGCGAACUCGCACGCACGCUCAAUUUGGGGCAAAGUUCUCCUCGUCCCGCAUCGAGCCUUUCGGAUGGGAUAGAGACGACCGCGCCUACUUUGUUCUUGACGACAACCGCGUUUAUCGUUUGACGGAGGCGCCCCCCGCACCUCCCAAACCAAAAAAGAACACCAAGAAGGCCAGGGCACUGGAAAGGCGCAGGGAGAAGCGGCGCCGCGUCUCUUCUACAACCCUUGGCAACGCAGCUGAGGUCGAUGAAGACCGUACUGUCCCACGAGAUGAUCAAGAAACACACGCAACGAACGAUGAUAUUGAAGGGGACAUCAAUGAUGGCCUAGGUGGGAUGACAUGGGAGUGCGUCGCUGUGUCUUUGGACGAGCUGCGCUCACUACUGGCCUCGAUCUCCAGCAAGAAGGAUCCUAAUGAGCGGGUUUUGCACGAAAAACUUGUCGAGCACCUCCUCCCUAUUCUUGAGCAGCAAGAGGAAAGAAGGAAGAAGCGAGAGAAGGAGCACGAAAAGGCAUUGCUGAACCUAGCAAAGAUGGCCAAUGCAAAGAGGUCAAGUCGAAUUGCUGGCCGACAGGAGCAGCAAAAGCAGGAGGAGAUGCUACGGGAGGAAGAACAGAAGCGACGCUUUGAGAUAGAGGCGUUACGAAAACAAGAGCAAAGACAACGCAAGGCCGAAAAAGAGCGCGAGGCUCGUCUCCUAUCGCGGGAGAACCGCCUUAACGAACGCGAAAAUCGACGAGCGCGGCACAAAUACGAAUUAGCACAGCUUUCCGAGGAUGGCAGGUCUGUCGACAAUGCCGUAGGUCGGAUAUCUGAACGCAGACGGCAGGCGGAAAUUGAGAAAAACAAAGAAGCGCUUAGGGACCUGGGCGAUGAGUUGGAAGAUGAAUGGACGUUUGACUGCAUUUGCGGCCUUCAUGGCAAGAUUGACGACGGCCAGCACAGCGUGUCCUGCGAAAAAUGCAGCAUUUGGCAACACAGCAGGUGCUUGGGUAUUGACGAGAAAGAGGCUGAGAAAGAUGAUUUUCAUUUUGUCUGCGAUCCCUGCAAACGCAGUGCGGCCACUGUGGCGGACGGCCAGCCAUUCGCCCGACCCGUUAUAAGAAUCAAGAUCAACGCACCUGUCCCUGAGAAGCCAACCCAGCCCACCGCUCGAGCUACUGACUACCGGGUGCCUGUUGCGACACAGUCAGUACUACCAAAUCCGGUGGUGCCGACCCCGGCGUCGACUCUUGGCAGCGAACUGGAUAACGAUGAUGCCGACUUUGAUGCCUAUCCUCAAGAAGUUGCGCGUGCUCCUGUUCUUGCCCUCCCAGAGGCGGGCAAUGGCAUCGGCACGGUUCCGGGGAAGGUAGACGGUGUAACAACUCUGCCAAGAUGGAGUCCCAACGGCCAUUCCAGCGUGGAGUCUGGUUCCAACCCGAUGCCGUGGCCAACACGAAACGAACAUACAAAUCCUUUUGCAGCGCCCCAUCCCGGUCUCUCUCAGCCAGACCAGUCUCCGCGCAAGUCACAUGCAUAUGGGACAAUCUAUGAGCAGCCUGUUCCUCCCCCUGUGCUUCCACACAGCCUACAAUCACAACCGAUGAUAAAUCUGGACCCACUCACGCCCACAGCCGCUACAUCCACAUGUAGAGCGCAACCGUUACCCGCUCAACUGCCUCCAACCGCCCUUGCAACCCCGCGGCUGCAACAUCGACAAGAAGAGGGCCUUGUAGCUGAACCUUUAAUGCAGUCUUCACCAUCACUUUUACCAUCGAGUGGCGGUAUGUCACCAACCAAGCACUCCCGAGCAGCUUCGAGCGACCAGACUGCUGUACUCCCACGCGGUAGCCCAGUCUCAAUCUCCAUACCGCCGUCAGCGGCUUUGUCUCCUUCCACGCCUCAACAAAUCCUUGUGCCGCCUGUCAAACCCGAGGGUCUGGCACAUCGGCAAUCGUUUUCAAACAUUGCUACUGAUCAAGCCUCACAACCACGUGCAAAUUUAAGCUAG